This is a messenger RNA of Salvia splendens (bonfire salvia), 1150 nucleotides long. RefSeq names its product calcineurin B-like protein 7. The record is from RefSeq and is a predicted model, not a curated record. Gene Ontology annotation, biological process: calcium-mediated signaling. NCBI's taxonomy places the organism in Eukaryota, Viridiplantae, Streptophyta, Magnoliopsida, Lamiales, Lamiaceae. The transcript has 8 exons. Bases 285 to 944 code for a protein of 219 amino acids. Gene Ontology annotation, molecular function: calcium ion binding; kinase binding.
UUAAAAUUUUUUUUUCUGUUUUCAAGAUUUGGGACUCUUUAUUUUAUUGAUAAUGAUUUGCUGAAUGAUUCAGAAUAUUGAUUAGUUAUUGGGAUCUCAACUGAUUAGAAGUGCAGAUCUUUAUCUUUUGAAGUCAUUCGAUCUUACUUUGUUGAAAGCUAAAGAUUUCUAUGAGAUUAUGAAUGAUGAUUUUUCUACAAAUGCUACAGUUCUGUUUGAACCCUUGAAGUUGAAUCUGUAUAAGCAUUUCCUGCAGUUGGAAUUUUUAAGUCCUCGUCAACAUUAUGAAGUCGAUAACUAGCUGCUUUUGCUUGUCGAAAGCUAAACAUGCUGCAGGGUUCGAUAACCACGCAGUUCUUGCUUCUGAGACGGCUUUUAACAUGAACGAAGUAGAGGCGCUCCAAUCCCUGUUCGAGCAACUGAGCAGUUCAAUUAUUGAUGAUGGCCGAAUUCACAAGGAAGAAUUCUUGCUUGCACUUUUCAACUGCAGCAGCACCAAGAACAUCCUAGCAGAAAGGCUGUUUACUCUGUUUGAUCUAAAGAAAAAUGGGGUGAUAGAAUUUGGGGAGUUUGUUAGAACACUAAACAUCUUUCACCCAGACACUCCACAGCAAGAUAAAAUAGCAUUCGCAUUCAAUCUGUACGAUCUCAGGCACACUGGAUAUAUAGAACGAGAAGAGUUGAAGGACAUGGUGCUGGCUACUCUCAGAGAAUCGGAAUUGUCACUUUCAGAAGAUGACGUUGAAGCAAUAGUCGACAAGACACUUCAAGAGGCAGAUUUGAAUGGAGAUGGGAAAAUAGACCUAGAAGAGUGGAAAAAAUUGGUAGCCAAGUAUCCGUCCCUUACAAAGAACAUGACUCUCCCACAUCUAAGGGAGAUAACUCUAGCAUUUCCAAAUUUUGUCAUGGAGACGGAAGUAGUCGACUCAGAACUGGUCUGUUGAAACCAAAAACCUAUUUCUUUAGAUAAUUUUUGCAGUUUCACGGAUGAAAAGGAAGAUUUUCACUGGAGCAGCAGCAAUAUGUUGAGGUUGAAUGUAUAAUACUGUGUUUCUCAACACCAGGCUAUUGCAAUUUGCAAAGUGUGAUUCAUGUUGUAAACUAAACCAAUUUCAUUUCUCAAUGAAUUGUAAUACAAAUGCUUUUUCUA